UGACGUCAGACUUCGUGUUUCCGCAUUCCUCGGACACUCGGUAACCCACACAGAACAGUAAACCAUAUACACCACCUGCGUACGGACAGUUCGAGUCGCAGCCUCACCUCUCCUGCUCUGCCAGUGGGUUCAUCAGCUGAUCGUAUCCGGAUAAGAAGGCUCUUGAGCCGGGAUAAAGAGCUCAAGUUUGAAGAAGAUGGCAAGUCAAAGCUUCAUAAAAGCGGAGCUUUAAAGCAUCAUGAAGACAAAGAUUUAAAGUACCAUGAAGACAAAGCGUUAAUGCAUCAUAAAAGUGGAGAGCUAAGCUUCAUAAAGAUAAAGAGUUUAAGCUUUAUAAAGACAUAGAGUUAACGUUCUGAGAUGAAGAGUGAAAGUUCGAUGAUGAUGAAUAUGAUGUCGACUUUGAAAUAAUCUGUCUGGACCCUUGAAGAGAUCCAACAUGGCCGUCUUCAAGCCUGAAAAUGUUGAAGACUUUUAUGAGAUGGGAGAAGUCCUGGGGAGGUUAGAAUAUAAUAUAAAACAUGUUUAAUAUUAUUUGGUAAUAUAUAAUAAUUUAUAAAAUGUUUGUAAAGUUCAGCUAUGAUUCCUGUUUUUUUUCUAAUUAAUGAAUACCUGAAAUAUUUAACUCCUUUUAACACCCAUUAAUCACACUCUUUGGUCCCAAUUACACCUCAUAUUAACAUCUAUUUAGGACAUUCAGAUAAGUGGUAGUCCUUAAUGCUUUGUGUGGUUUGAUAUCUGAUAGCUCAGACUGCAUACAGAGGUGAUCUGGUCUUCAUCUGGACUGGAUUGGCUGUGUAGACACAACAUGUACUGGCAUGCAUUGAAGACCGCCUCAUUAGUUGACGUGAUCUGCUGUACUCUGCUAUUAGAUCAAAUACAUGAUUUUAUUUACGUCUGUUCAGCCUCGCUCAGAGUGAUGGGAGUUGUAACCCUUUUUAUUUGUCACAACUCAGUAAUGAGAGCCGGCCUUUCAGCUCCCAAACUGCUGUUCAUUUGGUACGAUAUUUACCUUUUUUACAUCUUUAAACAACAAAAAUGGAAAAACUGGAAACUCUCUCAGACAGGUGUUUUAUCUGAACCAUAUCAACAUAUAAGCAUGUCCUUUAAAAGCAUGUUUAUGACAACAUGAGGGAGGACAGAUGUGAAAGAAGCACUGCUAGCCUCUUAGUGCAUUGCUAAUUGGCCCCCAUUCAUUCUUAUUGUCAGCAGCGGAUAAGUCACAGGAAGCUUUGGAGCUACAAAUAUGAUGUUGGGGCUGUUGCUUAUGACACAGGCUGGUGGGUGAGAUCUUAUUGGUUGUUACUGUUAAUGUUAACACUAAGUGUAGUCAGCUCAGUAUGUGAAUGUACAACACAAAUGUUUAAUGUGAGGUGAAAUCAGCCCUUAAAGAAUUUACUACUCUGUGGUCUAAAUGUCUGAAUGUACUCUCUCAAGUAUUUUUUUAUCUUUAUCGAUCAAUCCAGCUACAUUAAACUUUAUUCAAACAGUCUGAUCAGUAGAUUUCCAUCAAUAAUUAAUCAUCCUGCUGUGACCCAAUCUAGUGGGCACUUCGGUCAGGUCCGACAGGUUCGGGAACGCUCCUCUGGGACUCUUUGGGCAGGAAAGUUCCUAAAGAUCCGAAAGAAUCCAUGCAGUCUGCUGGGUCUAGAUCGGAGCAGUGUGGAGCGCGAGGUUGAGAUCCUGCACGCCAUCCAGCAUCCGAACAUCGUGAUACUCAGAGAUGUGUUUGAGAGCAAAGCUGAGGUGGUGAUGAUCCUGGAGCUGGUGAGCGGAGGUGAGCUGUUUGACUUCAUUGCAGAGAAAGAGAACCUUCUAGAAAGUGAAGCCAUCGAGUUCCUCAAACAGAUUCUGGAAGCUCUGAGGUUCAUGCAUGGCAAAAACAUUGUCCACUUUGACCUCAAGCCAGAGAAUGUGAUGCUCUCAGACAAAUCAGCUCAUCCGAUCAUCAAACUCAUAGACUUCGGCCUGGCUCAGCGCCUCCUUCAGGGGGAAGAAUUUAGGUGCACGAGUGGAACUCCACAGUACAUCGCCCCUGAGGUGAUCAACAGUGAACCUCUGAGUGCAGCUGCAGAUAUGUGGAGUAUCGGAGUCAUCACCUACAUACUUCUCAGUGGUUUGUCUCCAUUCCAAGGCUACACUGAUCAAGAAACUUUGAGGAACAUCUUGUCUUUAACGUACGAGUUCAAUGACCAUGUUUUCAGCACGACAAGCUCGAUGGCCAAAGAUUUCAUCCAGAAGCUUUUGGUCAAAGAUCCUAGGGAAAGAAUGACAGCAGAGGAGAGUCUUCUUCAUCCAUGGAUCAAGCCAGUCACUCGCAGUCAGGCAGCCAAAAGGAAUCGAUCAUCAAUCAACAUGAAAAACUUUAAAAAGUUCAACGCUAGAAGAAAAUGGAAGAUGUCCUAUAACAUGGUGUGGGUGUGUAACCGGCUCGUUCGUCUCAGGCUGCUGUGUAAGAGCUCAGAACCUGAUCCCGUCCAGAGGGAUUGUGAGAGCGAUGCUGAGGAUGCAGAAAGCAAACCAGCUUCACUGCUGCGACGAAGACUCAGCAGCAGCUCAUAGAGAUGAGGAGGAAGAGCUGAGAGAUGGAGGAUGAAGACCUAAUUGUACUUCAUAAAGACCAGGAGGAGGACGAGGAACAGAGAGAAGGAAGAGCUAAAGCGAGAAGGACGGAGAGAUGGAUGAUGAACUGCAGCUGGGGGAAACCAGGAGGAGGACGAGGAUGGAGACUUAGAAGUACUUCAAACAGGCCAGGAGGACGAAGAGGAGGAUGAAGAGCAGAGAUGAGUAAGGGUUCAGGAGAGGCAGACAGAGCUGAGAGGAGGAGGAGAUGAAAACUCAGCAGCAUCUCAUAGAGACGAAGAGGAAGAGCAGAGAUGAGGACGGUGAUGAACUGAGGGAAGAUCAGCGCAGAUGCACCGACCUGUCUAAUAAGGCUCUGAUAAAGGAAAAAACACAUUUUCUACAAAGGGUUGUAUUUUUUUUUCAAUUACUAAUUGAAGAUAUUUUUGAUUUGGAUGGUGUUUGGUGAUAAAUGUCAGUGAAUAACAGCCAAAUAUUUAAAGCUUCAUGUUUUUUACUACCUCUGCCUUCUCUGCCUCUUGACUAUGAAGUCUCUGUUACACGAACACAUGUAGUCUUAGUUGUUUUUUUCUCUUUUGGUAUGGAGAAAUAGAAGUAUUUAGUUUUUGGUUUGGGAUGUUUGUUAACGUGAUCUUUUUUAUGUUUUAUCAUAACAUAUGACUGAUGUACUCCAGUAAAAGUACAAUGACAUGGAUUAACAUUUACUGAAAAAGAAGUAAAGUUACUGCUCUAUAAAUCUGCUCAAUAAAAAGAAAAAAGUAUUUGAUUUAAAAAAUGUUUUAAGUGCUGAGAAGAUGAUGAGGGGUUUUGCAUUAAAAUAUGCUUUUCCUUAAUUGGCAAUAACAUGAGAAUAUGGAUCUCCAACCUGGUUGUUUUGGCAAAGCAACACCUUUAUAAUAAAAUUAAA
Messenger RNA from Cheilinus undulatus (humphead wrasse), 3490 nucleotides. Its product is annotated as death-associated protein kinase 2. The record is from RefSeq and is a predicted model, not a curated record. Gene Ontology annotation, biological process: protein phosphorylation; intracellular signal transduction; positive regulation of apoptotic process. Gene Ontology annotation, molecular function: protein serine/threonine kinase activity; ATP binding. The transcript is spliced from 11 exons. The coding region runs from base 1423 to 2562 and encodes 379 amino acids. NCBI's taxonomy places the organism in Eukaryota, Metazoa, Chordata, Actinopteri, Labriformes, Labridae. Gene Ontology annotation, cellular component: cytoplasm; nucleus.